Molecule: messenger RNA, 1579 nt
Organism: Punctularia strigosozonata HHB-11173 SS5
Lineage: Eukaryota; Fungi; Basidiomycota; Agaricomycetes; Corticiales; Punctulariaceae
Exons: 12
Coding region: 68-1411 (447 amino acids)
Biological process (GO): proteolysis
Molecular function (GO): metallodipeptidase activity
Source: RefSeq, a predicted model, not a curated record
CUUCGAGUCGCGCGCAUGGGUCCACAUCGCCCGACUCGCGUGUUCAACGCUGACCACGACCACAACCAUGGCGUCCAAUGGUGAAGAAACCGCGCCCUUGCUCUCGAAUAGUCGCCCCUUUGCGCGCUCCGACGAGGAACAUGAAGCGCACGAACGCAUCGCUCGCGCAGCCAAAGUGCGCGUAAUCGUCUCAGGGGUGCUCACUGCGGUUUUCGUCGCGGCCCUCAUUGUGAUGUUCGUCGCCGCGGACAAACUCAACCUUGGCACUGGAGACAGAGGAACGUUGCCGAAGGAUCCGUUGAAGGCGGCUCAUGUCAUUUUGAAAGAAGCCCCAAUCAUCGAUGGGCACAUCGAUCUACCUAUCCUUGCCCGCGGGCUGUACUCGAAUAAUGUCACGGCCAUCGACCUUGAGAAGGAGAUGCCUGCUCACGUAGACAUCCCCCGUCUGAAGAAGGGCCAAGUAGGUGGCUUCUUCUGGUCGGUCUACGUCGGCUGCCCUGACGGAGACUCUGCUGGACCGGACUUCCUCAACGCAACCUGGCGCGUCAGGGACACGUUAGAACAGAUCGACGUUGCGAAACUGCUCAUCGAGAAGUACCCGGAUACUUUCCAAUUGUCUUUGGGAACUGGCGAUGCGAAAGAGGCCAUCAUCCGCGGCAAGAUUGCCAGUUUCCUCGGCAUCGAAGGCGGCCACCAAAUUGGCAACUCGCUUGCUGCCCUCCGCCAGUUUUACGAACUCGGUGUUCGCUAUAUGACCCUUACGCAUUCGUGCCACAACGCUUUCGCGGACUCGUGCGGCAUUCUGGAACCCAUCGAACCUCUGCAUGGCGGUCUCAGUGAGAUUGGACGCACGCUUAUCCACGAGAUGAACCGCCUCGGGAUGCUCGUCGACCUCUCACACACCUCUGACGCGACGGCCGCCCAGGCGAUCAAACUGUCCAAGGCGCCCGUCAUCUGGUCCCACUCUUCAGCAAGGGCAAUUGCGAACGUACCCAGAAAUGUGCCCGACGAGAUCCUGAAGUUGAUCGGCACCGGGAAGGAUCAGACGGAUGCCGUCGUCAUGGUUAACUUCGCGCCUUUCUUCGUCUCCAAACCUCCUGAGAAGGCGGACCUCAAACUCGUUGCCGAUCACAUCGACCAUAUCGGAAACGUGGCUGGCAGGAAGCAUGUCGGUAUCGGGAGCGACUACGACGGUAUUGGUAGCACGCCGGCUGGACUGGACGACGUAUCCAAAUAUCCCGAACUUAUUGCGGAGCUGUACUCGCGCGGAUGGACUCGCCGCGAACUUGCAGGUCUCGCUGGCGGAAAUCUGAUCCGUGUUUUCGAAGGCGCGGAGAAAGUUGCCAGCGAGUUGAGGGCCUCUGGCGCGAAACCUGCCAUGGAGGUAUACCACAAAAGACAGGAUCUAUGAGACGCGCUGCAUUGGAAAAUCAAGUCGGAUAUAGCUUGCGUACGAAUUAUGCAUGUAUUGCAUCUGUUGGCCUGUUGCAAUGUGAAUAUGGUAUCCCUUUGUCAGCCACUGUUAUCCGAAACGAGACAGAAAUGUGAAUCGACGGUCAUGGUUGACCAGCCAUCUUUC